Hirundo rustica (Barn swallow) is the source of this 603-nucleotide messenger RNA. Its product is annotated as histone H2B-like. The transcript is spliced from 3 exons. Gene Ontology annotation, molecular function: protein heterodimerization activity. Lineage: Eukaryota; Metazoa; Chordata; Aves; Passeriformes; Hirundinidae. Bases 159 to 518 code for a protein of 119 amino acids. The record is from RefSeq and is a predicted model, not a curated record.
CUCCCCUCCCAGCUGGAGGCAAUGAUCUCCCCGGGUUAAAGGCAGCAGGUCCCAGCUCCUCUCUGCUCCCGGGGGAGGACGAGGCUGGAGGAGCCCUUAGAGAGGUUUUGCAGCCGCGGGAAGGUGUGUGAGCCCUGCACUGAGCGUGGGCAGCAGCGAUGGAGCCAGGACCCCCUGCCCUGCACCGCCCCUUAGCCCCUGCUGAGCCCCCGAAGGCAGCAGAGGGGUGUGCCAGGCAGAGCCUCCGCUGCCUCCGCCUCCACCGGCAGAAGAAGAAAGUGGCUUAUUCUGCCCACAUCUGCAAGCUCCUCAACCGGAGAUGUUCCACUGGGGAUUCCUGCCUGGUGCCAUCCGUGCUGGCCUGGCUGGGCAGCCCCCAGCUCCUCGGGGAUGUGGCCCUGGAGGCUUCACGGCUGUCGCACUACGGCAGGAGGAGCCACCUUGGCCACCGUGAAGUCCUGCUGGCCGCCAAGCUGGUGCUGCUGCGUGAGCUCUACAAGCCUCCUCCGGGAUCCUGAGCCAUCAGCUGAGGCACCACGGGACAGUCUUUGUAGCGUUUUAAUGUGGUUUUGAGAAAUAAAGUAUUUUUUUGGCACUGUUCAA